AUGUCAGAACCAACGUCUGCGUCGCCGGCGCCACGGAUUGCCAUCAGGUUUGGCGCUCCGUCGUCCUCAUCAAAGCCACCAAACGGUUCGAAACGCCCGGCACAGUCGCAGCCACCAUCUACGCUCGGCAAACGCCCUCGACCACAUGCCCUGAACCAAGACUCGGAUUCCGACGACGAUGACAGCUCUCAUGGCAGGCACGAAGUAGUGACGUCGUUUGGCGACAAAGGCGCUGUCAACGACGUCAAACGGAGAGAAGCGAAAGCUGCUCGGGACGCACAAAAGCCCUUGACAAUCGCAUGCCAGGCAAAUCGCGACUGGAAGGCAGAGACUCGGGCUCAGCGGGGUGAGCUUUUGCCCCACGAGCGCGAGAACCGUUUCAAGGGUCAGAAUCAGGAGACAGAACCUGCGGACCAGGACAAGGGAAUCAAGUGGGGUCUUACUGUGACCAAGAAAGCUUCCGGCGACGAACAACCUAUCACCGAGGCCAACGACGAGUCCCCUACAGACCAGGAAGGAGACCGACGAGCGGAGCCGGCUGGUCAGCAACACGCGCAGAACGUUGACCAGGAUGCCAUAGACGCUCUACUCGGGAAGGAUAACGGAAAGAAAAGGAAGCUGGUCAUCUCGGAAGAUGAUGCGUUGAAGCGUGAUUACAGUGCCGUUGGCGAAGUCUCAACCCUGGAGGAAUACGACCAGAUACCAGAUGGCGAGUUUGGCCUGGCUAUGCUUCGUGGCAUGGGCUACGACGGCAAGAACCAAGGAUCGAAACCCAAAGAGGUCCGCCGAAGGCCAGCCCUCCUAGGGCUCGGAGCCAAGGAGGACGAAGAGAUCAAGAAGGCCGAGCUUGCCAAGAAGUAUGGACAUCGCGAGCGCCGACCGCGCCUAGACGAAUAUCGAAGGGACAAGGAAAAGGAGCGCCAGCAGCGAGAAGAGCGGCACUCAUCCAGUUACAAGAAACAUGGCCACGCUGGACCAAAGGCUCUACCUUCUGCACGCUCGCCUGCCGCUUUGCCCAGUAUGAGAGACACCGUCAUCAGACAGUCUGUUAUUCCUGUGUACGGCGGAUAA
This is a messenger RNA of Neoarthrinium moseri, 1071 nucleotides long. RefSeq lists its product as uncharacterized. Gene Ontology annotation, biological process: mRNA splicing, via spliceosome. The transcript has 2 exons. Bases 1 to 1071 code for a protein of 356 amino acids. NCBI's taxonomy places the organism in Eukaryota, Fungi, Ascomycota, Sordariomycetes, Amphisphaeriales, Apiosporaceae. Gene Ontology annotation, cellular component: spliceosomal complex. The record is from RefSeq and is a predicted model, not a curated record.